GUCUCUGUGGAGAAGGUGAACGUAACCUGUUGCUCGGGAUCAGUUGAACCCGAGGUCGUUGCAGAAGGUAUGCUAGUAUGAGUGACCCUGUGAGUAAUAAUGAAACUCACAUCAGACUCCUGUGUGAUAAAGAGAACGGUAAUGACUCUGCUGUGGAAAUCGAGUUACAAACUCCAUCAGAAGCGGCGGUGGGUGAGGAGGAGCAAGAUGCUGCCGGCGCGGGCUGUCGCCAGCUCUGCGCGCGGACCUGCUGGAGAACACGCGAUGACGAUGAUGAUAAUGAUGAUGAUGAUGAAGAGCAAGACACAGUUCAAAGAGAAAAGACCUCGUGUCCCGGGCUGGGUCUCCUGUACAGUUUGUUAGCAUCAGUCUUCUUCUCUGUUGCUGCUCUUCUCGUCAAACAGAUCGAGGACAUGCACGCCAUCCAGAUCAGUGCCAUUCGAUGCUUCUUCCAGAUGUUGUUUGUGAUGCCAGCCAUGAUUUAUUACAAAACUGGCUUUUUGGGCCCGAGCGAUAUGAGGAUCUACCUGUUCUUCAGAGGCUUCCUCGGAUCCAACGCCAUGAUCUUGUUGUAUUACGCAGUUCUGCAGAUGCCACUGGCUGACGCUACGGUUAUAAUGUUUAGCAAUCCAGUCUUCACAGCCAUACUGGCCUGGAUUUUCCUUAAAGAGAGGUUCACGAUAUGGGAUGUGUUUUUUACCGCGUUUACCCUGGCUGGCGUGAUACUGAUAGCGAGACCGCCAUUCCUCUUUGGCGACAGGAUAUCUGGGAUCGAAGGAGACUACACCGAUCACGUCAAAGGCACGGUCGCUGCAUUUGCGGGGGCCAUCGGUGCAGCCUGCACAAUGGUGAUUUUAAGGAAAAUGGGGAAAAGCGUUCAUUACUACCUCUCUGUGUGGUACUACGCUGUCCUGGGACUCAUCGAGUGCAUCGUCGUCCUGCUCGUCCUGGGCGAAUGGAAGAUGCCGGGGUGCGGCUGGGACAGGGGGACCCUCAUGGCCAUCGGGGUGCUCGGCAUAGCCGGUCAGACAUUCCUCACCAAAGCCCUGCAGAUCGAGAAAGCAGGCCCGGUCGCUCUGAUGAGGACAAUAGAUGUGGUGUUGGCCUUCAUUCUCCAGUUCCUUUUCCUCCAUCGCACACCCACGUGGUGGAGUUUGGGUGGGGCUUUAUGUGUGACGGGCAGCACCAGCGGUGUAGCCGUGAGAAAGUGGUACACCAGUACCAGAGGACAGAGCUGAUGCUCACAGAUAACUGCUCUGAUUUAGUCCAAAGAAUCAUUUAUAGCAUUUUGUAGUUUUGUAGUGUCUUAGAAUAUACAUUCUUACUUUUAAUGAGUAUAGUUUUAGUUCGUAAAAUAACACUAUUUGACUAAGAGGUUUUACAGACAAGGCCUAAGGCUAGUCCUAGACUAUAACACAUGUUUGAGCUCUCUCAACUAAAAAUAACUUGCACUGACAGAUCUUAAAACAUCACAGCGGGAUUGAUUUGUCUCAAUAUACGCACCAGUAAUGUCUUAUAAGGCAUGUUUAUAAAUGAUGCUUAAAGGGGUCAUAGUGUGAAAUCUGACUUUUUCUAUGUUUAAGUGCUAUAAUUGGGUCCCCAUUGCUUCUAUCAACCUAGAAAAUUUGAAAGAGAACAACCCAGUAACUUAGUUUUGGUAAAUCAUUCUCUGCAAGCAUCAGCUCAUUUGCAUUUUAAAUGACACAACCAAAAACUGCACAUUUUUGCUCACACCUUCAAAGUGGCAAUUUUAACAUGUUAUAAUAAACUAUCUGUGUGGUAGUUUGAGCUAAAACUUUACAUACGCACUCUGGGGACACCAAAGAUUUAUUUUACAUUAAAAAAAAGUCUCAUAAUAUGUCCCCUUUAAACAUCUUAAUUUAACUAGUCCUGCCUUUAGCUAAGCCUUGUCUGUGAAACCAGGCCAAUAUAUUUUACUAAACUGCUGGCCAGGGCAUUAAUAUUUAAAGAGUGUGGAAAUGAAGUUAGAAGAAUUUCUUUAAACAAACACAACUUUGCACUUUGUCAUUGUACUGUAGCUUUGAAAGCAAGACAAUAAUUUUAUAAAUUAGUAUAAAUUGAGCAAUAAUUUUUCAGAGUAUUUUUUUGUUACUUCUGGUAAAAAUGUUACACUUUUUGCUUUAAGUAUAAUAUGCAUCAAGUCAUAUGUUGUUGUGAUCUUUGUCCCUGUGUACCUUAGACACACACAGUUUUACUGCACUAAAUAUUUGCCAGAGAGAAUGAGUCGAUCUAAUUUAUUUAUUUAUGGAACAUAUGUCUGACAACCAAAAGGAUUUAUUAAGUUUAAUGACUGAACUGCUGUGAUUUAAACUGACUGUGGUUAGUGAACUGAACCUGAAUUGCAUUUUUUCCCAUUGCAUUUCUUUAAUUUGAUAUAUGUUACAAGUUUCUGUAAAGUAAACUUCAGAGAGCUUCACACUGACUCAUAUUUAUUAGGUUUAAUAAAUGAGUCACAGUUUAUGAACUACAGACUAUUUCGAUUGAUACCACCUGCUAUGGCAUGUGAUUUGAAGUCAUAGAGGGAGUUAAAGAUGGAUUAAAGUUGCAUUCUUGCUGUUUUUUUUUCUCUCAGUACUUUGUGAUUUGAGCUCUUUGUUUUUAGAAUUGGGCCAUAUACAUCAGAUUAAUUAUAUAUUUGAUGUACUUUAUGUUCAUUAUAGUCUUCUGGACAACAGAAUUUAAGAUGUUAUUCAAGAAAUAUUUUUCAUCCAUGAUUAAAAAACAACAUUAGACUUGUGAA
Paramisgurnus dabryanus is the source of this 2761-nucleotide messenger RNA. RefSeq names its product solute carrier family 35 member G1 (gene slc35g1). Gene Ontology annotation, biological process: regulation of cytosolic calcium ion concentration; calcium ion export across plasma membrane. The record is from RefSeq and is a predicted model, not a curated record. Lineage: Eukaryota; Metazoa; Chordata; Actinopteri; Cypriniformes; Cobitidae. Gene Ontology annotation, cellular component: plasma membrane; endoplasmic reticulum membrane.